UAACCGGUUCCCAAUCUAGCAUAUUACUUGGUACUUGGUCUAAUACUGAAUGCAAAAUACAAGGUGCCAAACAUUCUCAGCUGACUAUACGCAAUCUAUAUGUAAAUCCGAAUCAUUCAUCGCUUUAUCCUACUUGUUAUUUCAGUUAUGGUUGCCGCAAAUCAAAAUGAGGGCCCGGAACCGAUUUCCGGAGUCACUCCCCAAAAUCUUCCCCCAGUUCGGGCAUGCCUGUUUGACAUGGACGGUCUCCUCAUUAACACCGAAGACUUAUACACCCUUUGUGCUGAUAUAGUCCUGACCAAAUACGGACGGCCCCGUCUCCCCUGGUCUAUUAAGGCCCAGCUCAUGGGGGUUCCCGGCGGAUCUAACAGCGACACCUUUCACAGUUGGGCUCAGCUACCAAUUUCAAGAGAGCAGUUUAAGGAGGAACAAGCUGAACAGCACCGGAUCCAUUUCCCCGAAUGCAAGCCUCUCCCCGGGGUAGAGAAGCUUCUCAAGGAUCUCAGGAGCGCGAAGAAUACACUGGGGUUACCGGUUGAAAUCGCCCUCGCUACGAGCAGUCAUAGAGCAAACUACGAGCUAAAGACUUCGCGGCCGGAAACGAAAGCUGUCCUGGAUCUGAUUCCGGAGGAACAUCGAGUCCUGGGAGACGAUCCCAGGAUUCAACGUGGCAAGCCGGCUCCUGAUAUCUACCUGCUUGCCCUGCAGGCGAUUAAUUCAUCGCUACCUGAGGGCGUUCCAAAGAUCACGCCCAGCGAAUGCCUAGUCUUUGAAGACAGCGUCCUAGGCGUGGAGGCGGGGCGCAGGGCAGGCAUGAGGGCCGUAUGGGUUCCUCACCCCGGCCUCGCUGCUGAGUACAAGGGCAAGGAGAAGGAUGUGCUUGCUGGGAGAACGGCGCUAUAUCCUAUCGGCAAUGACGAGCAGCUUGGCGCGGUCGAUGACGGCUGGGCUGAACAGCUUGUUAGCCUGGAGAACUUUCCUUAUGAUAAGUUUGGUAUUAUCGUUCCCCGAGACAACUAAAUUGAUACCUAGGUAGAGGUAGAUAGAGAGUAGAUAGAGUAGAUAGAGUAGAUAGAGUAG
This is a messenger RNA of Daldinia vernicosa, 1080 nucleotides long. Its product is annotated as HAD-like protein. The transcript is spliced from 2 exons. Gene Ontology annotation, molecular function: phosphatase activity. The record is from RefSeq and is a predicted model, not a curated record. NCBI's taxonomy places the organism in Eukaryota, Fungi, Ascomycota, Sordariomycetes, Xylariales, Hypoxylaceae. Bases 148 to 1020 code for a protein of 290 amino acids.